CGGCAGCGUAGCUUGUGAUUGUGUUGUUGUGUGGAGACUUCAGAAACCAGACGAGGUCUUGUUAUUCUAUUUGUGCCUGCCAUGGGACUCACUAGCCUGGAUAAGAUCAUUGCACUGCAGAGAAACCCUGCCAACAUCAGAAACCUGUGCAUUCUUGCACAUGUUGAUCAUGGCAAAACUACUCUUGCUGACUGCUUAGUGGCCAGUAAUGGUAUCAUAUCAAGUCGACUGGCUGGGAAGCUGAGGUAUCUGGACAGCAGAGAGGAUGAACAGAUCAGAGGAAUCACCAUGAAGUCCAGUGCCAUCUCUCUGCAUUAUAGACAUGGAGAUCAGGAGUACUUACUAAAUCUGAUCGAUUCUCCUGGUCACGUCGACUUCUCCUCUGAAGUUUCCACUGCUGUCAGGCUGUGUGACGGUGCCAUUGUUGUUGUUGAUGCUGUGGAGGGAGUGUGUCCCCAGACCCAAGCUGUGUUGCGUCAGGCGUGGCUGGAGAACAUCAGGCCUGUUUUGGUCAUCAAUAAGAUAGACCGACUCAUCGUGGAGCUGAAGCUCACCUCUCAGGAAGCUUACACCCACCUGCAGAAGAUCCUGGAACAGGUGAACGCUGUAACAGGGACUUUGUUCACAUCCAAAGUGCUGGAGGAGCGAGCAGAGAAAGAAAAGGAAGAGGAGGAAGACAGCGAGACGUCGAGUGGAAAUCAGGUGUACGACUGGAGUGCUGGGCUGGAGGAGGCUGACGACUCCCACCUCUACUUUUCUCCUGACCAAGGAAACGUUGUCUUCGCCAGCGCCAUAGAUGGAUGGGGUUUCAGCAUCCAGCAGUUUGCCCACAUCUAUAGCCAGAGAAUGGGUAUUAAGGCAGAGGUGCUACUCAAAACUCUGUGGGGAGAUUUCUACCUCAAUGCAAAGGCAAAGAAGAUCAUGAGAGGAGCUCAGGCCAAAGGAAAGAAGCAACUGUUUGUGCAGCUUGUGCUGGACAACAUUUGGAGUUUAUAUGACGCUGUUGUCACGAGGAGAGACAAGGAGAAGGUGGAGAAGGUGGUGACAUCACUUGGAGUAAAGGUGAUGGCCAGAGACUCUCGUCACUCCGACCCCAAAGUCCUCCUUUCUGCCAUCUGCAGCCAGUGGUUACCUGUGUCCCAGGCUGUCCUUUCAAUGGUGUGUGAGAAGCUUCCCAGUCCAUUAGACAUGACGGCAGAGAGGGUGGAGAAACUGAUGAGUGUCGGAGCGCGACGGUUUGAUUCGUUACCCGAACAAACUCAGGAACUCAAAAGAGCAUUCCUCCAGUGCUCGAUUGGGGGAAUCGCUCCGGCCAUCGUCUUUGUGUCCAAGAUGUUUGCCAUUGACACCAAGGCCUUGCCUCAGAACAGACAGAGGCCGUUGACUCAGGAGGAGAUUGCCCAGCGCAGGGAGCUGGCCAGGCAGAGACACGCUGACAGGAUGACAGCUGAUCAGACAGCAGCCGAGAGCUGUAUGUCACAGGAAGGCCAACUGACAGGACACAGCACAGGUAAGAUGGAGAGUCUGACAUUGAAAGACUCAAAACCAGAGGAGGAAGAGGAGCAGAAGGAGACCUUUAUAGCAUUUGCGCGGGUCUACAGUGGAGUGGUCAAGAAAGGACAGAGAGUGUUUGUACUUGGACCGAAGUAUGACCCCGCCCAGGGCCUGAGCAUGCUGCCAGAGGGUUGCAGUGCUUCAGACUGUGUGCCUGAAGUGCCUCAUCUGUCCUGUUGUUCCAUGGAAAGCCUCUACCUGCUGAUGGGCAGAGAGCUAGAGGAGCUGGAGGAGGUGCCUGCAGGAAACGUCCUGGGUAUCGGAGGUCUGGAGGAGUGCGUCUUGAAGUCGGCCACCUUGUCAACCUCCCCCGCCUGCUCACCCUUCAUCCCGCUCAACUUUGAGGCCACCCCCAUCGUACGAGUUGCCGUAGAACCCAAACAUCCAAGUGAGAUGCCAAAGCUGGUGCGUGGGAUGCGCCUGUUGAACCAGGCAGAUCCCUGUGCUGAGGUUCUGAUCCAGGAAACAGGAGAACAUGUUCUGGUUACUGCUGGUGAAGUUCAUCUCCAGCGCUGCCUGGACGACCUCAGAGACCGGUUUGCUAAGAUUGAGAUCAGUGCAUCCAAACCCAUUAUUCCAUUUAGAGAGACAGUGGUACGUCCUCCAAAAGUCGACAUGGUGAAUGAAGACUUGGGCAAACAGCAGAAAGUAGCCAUCAUUCACCAGGUGAAAGAAGAUGCCUCUCAGGGCCGCUUGUCUGACACUCUCCAUGUGGACCCUAGUGGUCUCGUGACCCUCACCACUCCCAACAGACUGGCCACUGUAAGCGUCCGGGCGAUCCCGCUACCACAGGAGGUGACCCUUCUGAUGGAGAGUAGCAUGGAGCUGAUUCGGACUGUAGAGCAACUAAACAUGUCUCUGAGGGAGGGGAAGAGCCUGGAUGUCAGCCUCAGGACCCUGGAGGCCAUUGCUGGAUUCAAGGCCCAGCUGGAGAGCCUGCUGCAGGGGAGGAAGUGGAGGAAUGCUGUGGAGCGUAUCUGGUCCUUUGGGCCUCGCAGGUAUGGUCCCAACAUUCUGCUAAACAAUGUGGAGGGCUACCAGCGGCCCUCAGUGUGGCAGUGUCUGGCCAGAGGAGACAAAGCUGGCGAGGCUAGAGCUCAGGCCGCUGUUAUACGAGACUUUGAUAACAGCAUCGUUAGCGGCUUCCAGCUAGCAACUCUGUCAGGGCCCAUGUGUGAGGAGCCCCUGAUGGGAGUGUGCUUUUCCAUGGAGAGGUGGGACAUCCAGUCAUCAGCCUUGCCACAACAUCAAGGCUCUUUGGAGGGGGACUCCAUAUCCCAUGAGGCUUUAUCAGACAGCACAGUGGAAAGAAGCACUGAGCCUAGCCAGGCCACGCACAGGCCAGAGGCCGCUUCAGCAGACUGCUACGGGCCAGUCUCUGGCCAGCUGAUAGCUGCCAUGAAGGAGGCCUGCCGCCACGCCUUCCAGGCUCAGCCCCAGAGACUCAUGGCUGCCAUGUAUACCUGCGAGAUCAUGGCCACCGCUGAGGUGCUGGGCCGAGUUUAUGGUGUCCUGGGGAAACGAGAGGGUCGCGUCCUUCAUGAAGAGAUGAAGGAAGGGACAGACAUGUUCAUUAUCAAGGCUGUUCUUCCUGUGGCUGAGAGCUUCGGAUUUGCCGACGAGAUUCGCAAGAGGACCAGCGGAUUGGCCAGUCCACAGCUGGUCUUCAGCCACUGGGAGGUCAUCAGCAGUGAUCCAUAUUGGGUUCCCACCACUGAGGAAGAAUACUUGCACUUCGGCGAGAAAGCUGACUCCGCCAACCAGGCCCUCAAAUACAUGAACGCUGUCCGCCGCCGCAAAGGCCUCUACGUGGAGGAGAAGAUAGUGGAGCACGCAGAGAAGCAGAGAACACUCAGCAAGAACAAGUAGAGAAGAAAACACACAGAGAUACCUCGAGCAGCAGCUCCUCCAGUCAGGUGGUGAGAUGCUGCUGACAUCCAUCCAUCCUGGACUGCAGGCGCAUACAUGACUGAGCUCUUCCAUCAGUGACGUUCAUCAUUAUCUGCAGGGAGACCGAUGUCGUGUCCAAAUGCUGCCACGAUACCAAACUAUGAAGUGCGGUCACAGUUCAACAGUCAAACUUCAGAAUACACAUAUUUGGCAUUUUGAUUAGUUGCAGUGAAUGAUACAGUACAGUACAUAUUGAGAACAAAGUAUCACAAAGUCUGUAACCUUUUUAGAAAUCAUAUUGUUUUUUAAGGCAAACAUAUGGUAAUGAUAGCAUGUGCAUUAGAUACUGACCAAUCAGAUGACGCCAUUCAUGGUAAAUUGUAAAUAAACAAAUGUAUUGGAAUUUGGAUAUGGACGCCAUUUGUCAUUAGUUUACAGAUCUACUAGUGUAUGAUUUACAUGAUUUAUAUGUUCUCCAACUCUUAAACAAUCAUGUCAAAAAGCAUUUCAGUGAUAGAAAUCAACACACAGUGCUCAGUUUCCUCUUUACAAGUUAGAGCCACUGCUGGACAACAAAAAAUCUGAGAUUUUGAGAACAAAGUUGUAAUUUUGAGAAGAAAUAAUGUUAGAAUUAGAAUGGAAUAGUUUUACAUGAAAGAAGUCAUGCUGUUUGGAGAUGAAGGCUUGUGUUGUGACUGCUGUGCUACUUUCCUCUGGCUCCAGGCGUGGCUAUCUCCCCUGAACCUCGACACUCAUCGCAGGUUCCUGUCACCCUGAGCUUCAUUAGCGAGAAACUUGCAGAGCAUUAACAUUUCACAUUCAUACAGAAUGCUACAGCUGAUUCAUGCUGGCUUUCAUUUCAUGUCAGGAUAUACAUGAAGCACACUGCGCUUUCAUCCUUUUCUGAUGAACAACUUGUGGUUUGAUCUCUGCGUUCUUUCUGUUUAUUUUACAAAUCUAUAAUUUGUUAAUAAUCUCCAUUAAUUAGCAAGAAGAAUCCCAGAAAUGUAAUGUGGUACUAAUUAUAGGGAAAACAAAGACACACUUCCAAUGAAUGAUUAAAUGCUCGUAUCUGUAGGA
Messenger RNA from Chelmon rostratus (copperband butterflyfish), 4524 nucleotides. It is a transcript of the gene efl1, whose product is annotated as elongation factor like GTPase 1. The record is from RefSeq and is a predicted model, not a curated record. Gene Ontology annotation, molecular function: ribosome binding; GTP binding; GTPase activity. The transcript has 23 exons. Lineage: Eukaryota; Metazoa; Chordata; Actinopteri; Chaetodontiformes; Chaetodontidae. Gene Ontology annotation, cellular component: ribonucleoprotein complex; cytosol. Gene Ontology annotation, biological process: cytosolic ribosome assembly. Bases 82 to 3423 code for a protein of 1113 amino acids.